Messenger RNA from Vicia villosa (hairy vetch), 405 nucleotides. RefSeq lists its product as uncharacterized. The transcript has a single exon. The coding region runs from base 146 to 355 and encodes 69 amino acids. NCBI's taxonomy places the organism in Eukaryota, Viridiplantae, Streptophyta, Magnoliopsida, Fabales, Fabaceae. The record is from RefSeq and is a predicted model, not a curated record.
UCAUCAAUUUCUUGUCUCUUCUUCCAAAGUAACACCUUAAAUUCAAAACCUUUCUAUUUAUAUGCAUUCAUUCAUAUAUUUGCUAAAACCACAAACCAUAGAGCAAUUGAAAGAGAAGAUCAAGGAUCACAAAGAGUGAGUGAAGAUGUCAGAUUGGGGGCCAGUUUUUGUGUCAGUGGUGCUCUUCAUUCUCUUGACUCCUGGUUUGCUUAUUCAAAUACCUGGUAAAGGCAAGAUGGUGGAGUUUGGGAGCUUUCAAACUAGUGGAUUGUCCAUAGUUGUUCAUUCUAUUAUCUACUUUGCUUUAGUUUGUAUUUUCAUGUUAGCUAUUAGAAUCCAUAUGUACAUGGGGUGAUUAAUUAUCUCACUACAUGUUUUUAUGUAUACAAUGAUUUUUCAGUGUUU